CGCCAGAGACCCCGGAAGUGGCGGCUUCAGUGUUUUGCUGCUGGCGCUGACUCCGGUCUUGCGAUGGGUUGUGACGGGGGAACGAUCCCCAAGAGGCAUGAACUGGUCAAGGGGCCGAAGAAAGUUGAGAAGGUUGACAAAGAUGCUGAAUUAGUGGCCCAGUGGAACUAUUGUACUCUAAGUCAGGAGAUACUGAGACGACCGGUAGUUGCCUGUGAACUUGGCAGACUUUAUAACAAAGAUGCCGUCAUUGAGUUUCUGUUGGACAAAUCUGCCGAAAAGGCUCUUGGGAAGGCAGCAUCUCACAUUAAAAGCAUUAAGAACGUGACAGAACUAAAGCUUUCUGAUAAUCCUGCCUGGGAAGGAGACAAAGGAAACACGAAAGGCGACAGGCAUGAUGACCUGCAGCGGGCACGAUUCAUCUGCCCCGUGGUGGGCCUGGAGAUGAACGGCCGGCACAGGUUUUGCUUCCUUCGAUGCUGUGGUUGUGUGUUUUCUGAACGUGCCUUGAAAGAGAUAAAAGCGGAAGUUUGCCACACAUGUGGGGCUGCCUUCCAGGAGGAUGAUAUCAUUGUGCUCAAUGGCACCAAGGAGGAUGUGGAAAUGCUGAAGAAAAGGAUGGAGGAGAGAAGACUGCGAGCGAAGCUGGAGAAGAAAACAAAGAAGCCCAAGGCGGCAGAGUCUGUUUCCAAACCAGACGUCAGUGAAGAAUGCCCAGGGCCAUCAAGAGUGAAGACAGGCAAGCCUGAGGAACUGGGCCCUGAUUCUAGAGAGAAGAAAACCAUCUCGGCACCCAGAAGUACAGCAACUAACGGGAAAGCCGGGAAGCCUCCGUGCGGGGCCGCGAAGAGAUCCAUCGCCGACAGCGAGGAGUCCGAGACCUACAAGUCCCUCUUCACCUCUCACAGCUCCGCCAAGCGCUCCAAGGAGGAGUCGGCCCACUGGGUCACCCACACGUCCUACUGCUUCUGAAGCCCAGCCCAGGCUUCUCCCGAGUCCCGGGAUCUUCUGUGGGGUCCUCAGUACCGUGUUCUCGCUGGUGUACUUGGUGUCAUAAAGCUGUCCUCGCCAACCUUUGAGACUGUGCAGUUGGUCUUCCUGUGAGGUGUGGGUUCUGGGGA
This is a messenger RNA of Sciurus carolinensis (gray squirrel), 1121 nucleotides long. RefSeq names its product replication termination factor 2 (gene Rtf2). Gene Ontology annotation, biological process: mitotic DNA replication termination; site-specific DNA replication termination at RTS1 barrier. Bases 64 to 972 code for a protein of 302 amino acids. The record is from RefSeq and is a predicted model, not a curated record. Gene Ontology annotation, cellular component: nucleus. The transcript is spliced from 9 exons. Lineage: Eukaryota; Metazoa; Chordata; Mammalia; Rodentia; Sciuridae.